AUGCAUUUGAAAGCCACCGCGGCAGCAAUCACUCUUCUUCUUGCUUUUGGUCCGCAGGCUGGGAUCGCCCGGGAUGUCCCCAGGAGCCUAAAGGCCUUCUACGACUCCGCCAAGAAUGGAGGAACCUGCUCUGGAAGCGAUCUCCUUCAGGGCGGGUUCUACGACGAGGACGACGGUUCCAAAAACUACGGGUACUGCCGAAAGGGCAUGAAGGACAAAGGAUUCUACCUCAAGGGCCCUAGUAGCAAACUCACCAACAUGGACAUUGACUGCGAUGGUCAUCAAACCAAGGGCGAUGGCCGUUGUGGAGGCUCGAGCGAUACUCAAUCGCAGACCAGAUGGAAGGACGAGGUCAAGAAGUAUGGUGGAAUCUCGGAUUUGAACGCCUACAUACACCCGUACAUCGUUCUCGGCAACGAAGGCGACUACCACCCCACCUUUGAUCCUCGCAAGGUUGGCGUGGAGCCCCUGAGUAUUGUAGCGGUGGUUUGCAACAACCGUCUUGUGUACGGUGUCUGGGGUGACACCAACGGCGACGAUGGCAAGCCCUUGCUCGGCGAGGCGAGUAUCGCUACGGCUGAUCUGUGCUUUGGCAAGAAGUACAAUGCCGAUAGUGGUCAUGACGACGAAGAUGUCCUCUACAUUGCCUUCUCCGGCAAGGACGCCGUCCCCGGCAAGAAUGCCAAGUGGGAUGCGAGCAGCGCUGACGAGUUCGAGGAGAGCAUCAGUGCGCUCGGUGACAAGCUUGUUGCUGGCCUGGUCGGCGGCUCAAACAGCUCUGCUUCGCUGAUCCGUGGCUCUCGC
Penicillium waksmanii is the source of this 804-nucleotide messenger RNA. Its product is annotated as glycoside hydrolase family 75 protein. Gene Ontology annotation, molecular function: chitosanase activity. The annotation marks the transcript as partial. Lineage: Eukaryota; Fungi; Ascomycota; Eurotiomycetes; Eurotiales; Aspergillaceae. The transcript is spliced from 2 exons. The record is from RefSeq and is a predicted model, not a curated record.